UUUAAAUACAUUAAUUUUCUUGAAUUUCCGUACAGAUUUACCAAAUAUUGGGCUAGACCCGAGAUAUUACUUAUAUAUCGUCAUCGCCACUCCCUUAAGCGACUCUUGGCCUUUCCACCUAUAUUCUUUACCCUGUAGCAUCUCUGCUGUUGCUUCAAAUAUUUUGAACCUCAAUCCAUGACUUUCCGACUCUUGAAUGCUCCUUCUUCAAGCCCAAUAUCUCUAAGUCUAAGACUCCCUUCGUCUCCGAAACCCAGAAGAGCCUCAUCAGCUUCGGCUCCCAGAACAAUUCCAGCAACAGACUUUGUCAUAGACUUUGGCAAACACAAAGGCAAGAUGCUAGGCACCCUCCCUUCUAACUAUCUCAAAUGGAUGUCCAAAAACCUGCGUGCCCGUGACUAUGAACACUGGGCAAACCUGGCUGACCAAGUGCUUCAAGACCCUGUUUACCAGGACAGAAUAGAGUGGGAGUUCGCUGAGAAUGUUUUGCAUGGAAACAAUGCAAAAUUAACAACAAAUGACUCUUUCUUAUCCGGUAACCAGAGCGCAGUGUCUAUGUUGUUAGAGAUAAGUGAAAGAUUCGGUUGGGAUAAUGAAGAUAAGGCUGGCUGGAGAAAGGUUAACUUCGAGGUUCUUGGGACUAGUAAAGGUGGCAGGAUACCGAGAGUUGCGGAUAUGAACGAUGGUGAAAGCAAGAGUGGAAGAGAGGGAAAAGAAGUGAAACCUGGAGAUGGGGUUUUAGGAGAGAAGAGGAGGGAGAGAAGGGAGAGAGUGAGGUUGAAGACAGAAGUGAAGUUGGAGAUUAAGCAGAAAAGUGGGGAUAGUUUCGGACAUGGGGUUGAUGGUGGUGUCAGGUUGGACAGGAGUCAAGGGUCUGAUAAAGAUCGGACGGUGGAGAUUUACAACCCAUUUCCUGGUCGUGAAGCUCUCUUGAAGAAGGUACGUAACAACCGUAGAAGAUUUUUGUAGUGUCCCCUUCAGAAUGCAUUUUAACAGUUGAGAAUGCUGUCCAUGUAUUUCUACAAUG
Theobroma umbraticum is the source of this 1027-nucleotide messenger RNA. RefSeq names its product golgin family A protein. NCBI's taxonomy places the organism in Eukaryota, Viridiplantae, Streptophyta, Magnoliopsida, Malvales, Malvaceae. Gene Ontology annotation, cellular component: plastid. The record is from RefSeq and is a predicted model, not a curated record.